This is a messenger RNA of Olea europaea var. sylvestris, 1791 nucleotides long. Its product is annotated as putative late blight resistance protein homolog R1A-10. Lineage: Eukaryota; Viridiplantae; Streptophyta; Magnoliopsida; Lamiales; Oleaceae. Gene Ontology annotation, biological process: defense response to other organism. Gene Ontology annotation, molecular function: ADP binding. The transcript has 7 exons. The record is from RefSeq and is a predicted model, not a curated record. The coding region runs from base 1 to 1791 and encodes 596 amino acids.
AUGCCUGGACUUGGAAAGACCACUUUAGCAACAAAACUAUAUAAUCAUGCCCAGGUUGGUUGUCAUUUUGAUGUCCGUGCCUGGUGUGUUGCUUCUCAAGCAUAUAAGAAGGGCAAUAUGUUGAUUGAAAUCUUGAUGUCAAUAGGCCACCUCAAAAGAGAAACAAUUAUUGUUAUGCAGGAUGCAGAUUUGGCCCAAAAACGUUACCAAAGUUUAAAGGGAAGGAGAUUCCUUGUUGUGGUAGAUGAUAUAAGGGAUAUAGAUGCAUGGAAUGAGUUGGAAAGAUAUUUUCCAAAUGACAACGUUGGAAGUAGAAUAUUAUUCACCACUCGAAAUAAAGAAGUUGAUUAUUGUCCUGAAGAAUUGCUAGACAUUGGGAAUCAAAUUGCAAGAAAUUGUCAUGGCCUACCACUUCAGGUGGUUGCGAUAGCUGGAGUUCUUGCAAAUAUGGAGAAGAAAAAAUGCUCGUGGAAAAAAGUUGCAAGAAAUUUAACUUCACAUAUAUCUGAAAACUCGGAACUCAGCUACAAGCAUUUGCCAAUGCAUUUGAAACCAUGUUUUCUUUACUUUGGAGCAUUCGACGAAGACAAGGAAAUCAAAGUCGGAUUAUUAAAUUAUACAUGGGGCCCGUAUGUUUGUGAAGGGGGUGUAAACCGUUCGGUACACCCCCUCGCUAUAAACAUCUUUAUCCUACGUGAAAUGUGCCUGAGGAUAUCUUAUGAAAAACACUUUUUGAAGGUGGCCCCAAUUUAUAAAUGUCCUGACGGAGCACCGUUCUUCAUUCAACACAAAUGUCUGAUUAUGGACAACUUGUCAUCUCCUACGAACUUAAUACCUUUUGGCCUACACGUGCGCUCUCUAUCGGUUUAUUUUGGGUGGAAAGCAUUUAAUUCUUGCGGCUUCAGAUUUCUUAGGGUAUUAGGUAUUCAGAAAUGCUGGGCAAGUGUAAUAGGAAUUGAACGUCUGGUUCACUUGAGGCACUUAAAAAUUCCAACUGUAUUGGACCAAAUCGAAAGCUUCCACAAACUAGAAUUUCUUGAUAUGCGCCAUGUGUUUUUCGUUGAACCUGAGAUCCUUCUUAAUAUGGUGAGCCUGAAACAAAUAUAUUGCAAGCUCUCACGCUUCAGUGAAUCUUGCCGUCAGCAAGCAACUAAGGAUAAGAACUUUCAAACAAAUAGUAACCUACAAAGUAUUUCUUCACUUUCAAUUUGUGAUGAAACGGACGAGAAAAUUCUGAGAAGCUUGCGCAAUCUUCGCAGAGUGAAAGUCCUGUGUCGAUCUUCGCUCAAUUAUUCUUUUGACUUCUUUUAUCAGCUAGAAUCACUGAAGCUUAUUAAAGAGGAAGAUAUUUCCUUUGAGGGAAGACACUGGGACACAAGUAAAGUCGAAUUUCCACAGCUUAAAUUCAUGAAACUCUGGAAUGUAAAUCUUGUGAAAUUGAAUGCCUCACAUCGUACAUUCCCAAUUCUUCGACAACUGGUAUUGCAAAAUUGCAAGCAUUUGAAGAUAAUCCCUUCCAGUUUUAGUAAAAUUCUGACGUUAGAGAUUAUUGAAGUAUAUGGGUGCGUAAAAGCUGUCAAAGAAUCUGCUAAGAAAAUUCUGGAAAAACAACAAGACACGGGAAAUGAAGGUCUUAAAAUCAUAAUAUCAGAGCAAAUUGCUCCAGAUGAGACUUAUGGAGUUAUUCACCUUGGGACGCAGUAUUUCCUGUUGAAAAAUAAUGGUAAUGGAGAAGAGAAUUAUAAAAAUAUAUCAAUGAAGAUACUUAUACUCCAUACUGAACUUCAUUAA